Molecule: messenger RNA, 517 nt
Organism: Amphimedon queenslandica
Lineage: Eukaryota; Metazoa; Porifera; Demospongiae; Haplosclerida; Niphatidae
Product: 39S ribosomal protein L23, mitochondrial-like
Exons: 4
Coding region: 20-415 (131 amino acids)
Biological process (GO): mitochondrial translation
Cellular component (GO): mitochondrial large ribosomal subunit; ribosome
Molecular function (GO): structural constituent of ribosome
Source: RefSeq, a predicted model, not a curated record
UCCUCCCACGUGAGAAAACAUGGCCACAGCAGGUGCCGCAGCAAGGGUAAGGAAGCUGGCUGUUCUUAGGCAAAACAAACCUGCUCCCAAGAUAUAUCUUUGCGACUGGUUUGUGAAGCUAGUGAAACCUGGCAGAGAAUUACCAAAGGAUCACGUGCAAUGUCACGUGCCUAUGAAAAUGACCAAAUUUGAUAUUAAAAAUUAUUUUGAGCGUAUUUAUGGUGUGGAUAUUCAUAAAGUCAACACAAGAAUUCAAAGAGGUAAAGAGAAAAACCGAGUGGGCAAGUCUAUUCCUAUAUCUUUGAGAAAAUAUCGCACACCAGAUGUUAAAGUAGCCUAUCUAAUAUUAGCUAAAGGAGAGUUUAAAUUUCCAGAUCUGUUCAGUAAAUAUAUAUCGAAUCCAAACCAACCGUAAACUUUGAACAAGAACAAUAAUUACAAUCAACAAAGUUUUAAUAUGAUGCAUGUGUCAAUUGUUGUUUAGUUUUGUUUGAAGAGAGAGAGUUGUAUGCUUGAA